AUGGACGCUCAAGGCAACAAAGAGGAGUUGGAUAGACGCUUCAAAGUACUCUCUACUAGGACAUUUGAGCACGAUAGAAAGUUCAUAGUGACAGUCGAAAAACUCCCAUCCGUCAAGACCAUCAUCAAGCAACCAAUAAUCCCGGGAGAAUCAUCUGCUGGCGCAUUCGACACCUUUUCACUUGAGAUACAACAAGAAAAGUGCAAGAACCUCGAUUUCGAAAGCAUGGUAAUAUUUAGGCAAACAAGCUACGCAGCGAAGAUCAUCGUCGACUCCGUGUUUCCCUUCACGGAAAUCACGUCAAAAGCUCUUAGCUUCUUGAAGGCUAUCUCUGAACUGGGGUUAACUCAUGUCCACUCGGUAGCAACUAUAGCUCGUUUAUUAAGCUCAUCCUCCUGCAAUUUCUGUCCAAACUUCGGUUUUUAG
Molecule: messenger RNA, 426 nt
Organism: Botrytis porri
Lineage: Eukaryota; Fungi; Ascomycota; Leotiomycetes; Helotiales; Sclerotiniaceae
Exons: 1
Coding region: 1-426 (141 amino acids)
Source: RefSeq, a predicted model, not a curated record